This is a messenger RNA of Pyricularia pennisetigena, 834 nucleotides long. RefSeq lists its product as uncharacterized. The record is from RefSeq and is a predicted model, not a curated record. Bases 1 to 834 code for a protein of 277 amino acids. The transcript is spliced from 3 exons. Gene Ontology annotation, cellular component: extracellular region. Gene Ontology annotation, molecular function: cutinase activity. Lineage: Eukaryota; Fungi; Ascomycota; Sordariomycetes; Magnaporthales; Pyriculariaceae. Gene Ontology annotation, biological process: carbohydrate catabolic process.
AUGCGUGAUUCGACGAACCUAUUCGUUGCAGCUGGUCUGCUCCUAUCACUCACCAAUGCUCUCCCGGCCUCCUCCAUACAUCGUGCAGAGGCCGUUCUCGAAACUAGGCAAAAUCGGAACAGUGCCAACACACAGAGUGCCGCGGGUCCCUGCGCUGACAUGACGGUGGUCUUUGCCCGCGGAACUACAGAGAGAGGCAACGUCGGGACCGUCGUGGGUCCCCCCCUCCUCGACGCCAUCAGGCAGGCGUCCAAUGGUCUCACCGUCAACAUGCAGGGGGUGGAUUAUGCUGCCGACGUACGGGGUUUCAUGCAGGGGGGUGAUCCGCGGGGCAGCGCGAGAAUGGCAAGCAUCGUAAAAGCCCUGGCAUCUGAUUGUCCCGAAACGGGUAUCAUUAUUUCGGGCUACUCCCAAGGCGCGCAGCUGAUGCACAACGCGGCAGACCAGCUCGACCCCGUCUCCGCCUCGCAUGUCAUGGCGGCGGUUGCGUUCGGCGACCCGCUGAACGGGAAAGGGGUGACCGGAGUGGACCCGUCCCGGACGCUUGUGAUAUGCCACGACCGCGACAACAUCUGCGAAGGUGGCACCCAGGUCCGCCAGGCACACCUCACCUAUGGACAAGACGUAGGGAAGGCCGCCAGCUUCAUCGUCCAGGCGGCGGCCGCCGGCCAGGGUGCCGAUCAGGGUGUAGGGGAGGGCGCAGGUGCUGGUCAGAGUGGAGUGGAGGGUGGUGGUGCCGGCCAGGGUGAAGAAGAGGGUGCCGCUGUUGGCCAGGGUGGAGGGCAGGGUGUCGGUGCCGGUGCCGGUGCCGGUGCCGGUGCCCAUCAGAACUAA